Molecule: messenger RNA, 1717 nt
Organism: Panicum hallii
Lineage: Eukaryota; Viridiplantae; Streptophyta; Magnoliopsida; Poales; Poaceae
Product: B3 domain-containing protein Os03g0619800-like
Exons: 7
Coding region: 26-1348 (440 amino acids)
Molecular function (GO): DNA binding
Source: RefSeq, a predicted model, not a curated record
GCAUUGAGCCCCUUGCAGCGCAGCAAUGUACAUGGCUGGGCGAGGUUGCCCCAGGAACAAGUCUUGCCACUGUUACAAAAGAUGCGUGGACCAUACGGAUGGAACGAUGAAGUGCCUCCUUAGCCACGCCAACUCCAAUCGCAAGCAUGGCACGACUAUAAUUCAAAUAUUUGGUUCAUGCUGUUGCAAUAAAGACCCUUCCUGUGCUCCCACCAAAAAUGGUAUAAUGGUUCAAGAAGGAGCUGCAAACUCAAUUGAUACCUCAAGGGGUUCUAGUGAUCAUGCCACUCAAUCUUCUACAAAUGGAACACCUGAAUCAUUAUCUUCGUCUAAGGAAUCAGAGGAUAGACCAUCUGAGAGUCAAUCUUCCCAGUUGGGUCAUAGUAAGACUUUCUCCAAGCUUUGGAUGAUAUCAAAUAAGGGUGACCUCACUCCAGAACAAGAAGGGAAAAUAGAUGAUUUCGUCGAGAAAAUGCAGCCUCAGUUUCCUGUCCUUGUGGUUCAAAUGAAGAAGAGCAGUGCCAAACGUCAGAACCCUGUUGUGGUCAUUUCUAAGGGUUAUGCAGCCGAAUACUUUCCACAGAAAACCCAAACCAUCACGCUUGAGCGUCCCGGAUGUAAGAAGAAGUGGUAUCCCAGGCUCCAUGUUAGGCCAAACAGAGGUGGAUACAUCCUGUGUGGGCCUUGGAAAAACUUUGUUCGCGAUAACAAAUUAAAGGAGAAUGAUAUUUGUAUCUUUCAACCAAUCAAGGGUCAGAGAUUCAGAGUGAUUGUCCAUCUGCUUGGCAAAGCUAGCACUCAUUCCCGCGGUCGGCGUCCCCGUGACUCAAACAAUGGUAGUGCAAGGAAACAAUCUUCAGCGGCACAUGUUCAUGAUAAUUCGAGCAGCAGGGACAAAUUUCCACAGUUGAACCAUUGCGCUUCAGAUGAUUCAGAGGAACCUUCUCACCCUCCUCCCUUCAUUGUACUACGCCAUACCAGUUUAACUCCUGCGCAGGAGAAGACAGUGGACGAGAAAGUUAAGGCCAUCCAGAGUGAUGUGCCAAUUUUUUUGGCAAACAUGAGCGAGGAGAUUGUUGGUGACAGCGGUACCUUUUCCCUUGACUUUGCCUCGCGAUAUGCCACACCUCAUCUCCCAGAUGGGAAGCAAACUCUGACCCUCUCUCAAGACGGGUGGCGCAAGGCAUGGCACAUCAAGAUGCUGAACCGGCGGAUGCUCCCUGGAGAAUUGCGCGAGUUCGCCGGCGACAACCGGCUGCGGACCGGAGACCUCUGCCUGUUUGAGCCGGUGAAGAAGGAGAUGCUUGCCAUGGCAGUCCACAUCAUUCGCAGCGAGCAGUAUGCUUAGCUGGCCUUCUACUGGUGCUGCGGUGUGCUUUGUGAUGGGAUGGCUCUGCGGCCUUAAGGAAAACCGUGGAUGUGUCGGGUUAUCUCCCAGAAGGAUCAGGGAGCUGUUCUGCUUUAGUGUAUGCCUAAUAAUGCCUCUCAAUGCAGUUGCUUGAUGGUGCAUGCUGCUUCCUGAUUGAGAGGCUCUUUCCUGCUACUAGCUAGUUCUACUGAAUUUAAGUUUCGUGAAAACUUGUUAGCGGCAUCAAGUUCUGUUAAUCUUUAUGUAACUGGUGCAGCUGUGCUGGAUUAGAGUUUUAAUUUGUGUCUGUGCAUGUGAACAUAGCCUGAAUGCGUGGCUUGGCACAAAGACUACAACGUUACGUAAUGU